This is a messenger RNA of Meleagris gallopavo (turkey), 2092 nucleotides long. NCBI's taxonomy places the organism in Eukaryota, Metazoa, Chordata, Aves, Galliformes, Phasianidae. The record is from RefSeq and is a predicted model, not a curated record.
AUCAGCAGCUCCAGGUGGAAUAGAAUGCUGAUAGCUUAAGCUGUCAAGCUGUCAGCUGGUAUUGAAAGGAAUAUCUUAACAUAGUAACUCGCUUAGAAAUAGGUUGAUAUAUUUCCAUUCUUAGGCACUUGUUAUGCUGAAUUCAAAGAGAAUGUGUUAUGCCUUGUCCCAGUUUUGAGGAAAAAAUCUGCUGAAGUAUAUUCCUUAUACCUACUACGAUAUACCCUACAUGUGUCUACCCUUGGAGAUACCCUAUAGAUAGCCUACAUGCAUCCAUCAGAUAAUGGAUCCUCUUUUCUGCAUCAUAUGGUGUGGCAACGUGCUGUCAAGACUGAUGUGCAUUGGAUCUGUCGUAUCCCUCACCAUCCCUGAGGGGAUGGGUUAGUAGAAAGAAGUAAUGCUUUUGAAACACCAAGUGAAAGCUCUCCUUCACUCAGACAUGCUGAGAAACUGAUUUACAUUGUGAAGCCACACGGCUGUGAUCCUGAAUAAAAAAGUCCAUGUUCAAAUUCAUACUGCUCAUCAGUUGCUGCGAGGAUGAAUCAUGAAGAGCAGUACAGUAUGUACCAGGAUGAUGCUGAUGCUGCUGAUGAGUAGGGAUCUACGUAGAAUCAUAAAAUAUCCUGAUUUGGAAGGGAUCCAUGAGGAUCACUGGGCCCAACUCCUGGCUCCAUGCAGAACACCCAAAUAUCAGACCACAUGACUGAGAGCGUUGUCCAGACACUUCAACUCCUGCAAGCUCAGUGUCAAGCCCCUUUCCCCUGGGGAGCCUGUUCCAGUGCCUGACCACCCUUUUGUGAAGAACCUGUUCCCAAUAGCCAGCAUGAGCCUCCACUUAGUACUUCUUGGGGAAAUGACAUCAACUAAGAUCUUAGCUUGGGAUCCAAGAGCCACUGGAAGGACAGGCUGAGUGAGCCUUCAAAAUAUGUGUUUCAACGUGUACAGUAUGAACUAUAACUGUUUUACAGAUCUGAAAGACAAUGCCCUCUGUCCUCCUGUUGCUGACAACACUUGUUGAGACUAAACCUUACCUGUAAUGGCUGGCUGAGAGAAUAAAAGGCUGUACUACAGGCAAGGGAGACACAGUCCAGACACUUUGAGCUGAGCUUUAUCUUCAAGUCCGUGUUCAGCAGCUCAGCAACAGAGAGCAGUCACUGAGAAAUAUUACAGAGGACUUCUACAGCACCUGACCAAUACAGCUACAACCUCCAUCUGCUUAAAAGAUAAAGAGAGGAGAAAACACAGAGAAAUGAAUUGCCUGUGGUUCCUGUCUCUUCUUGCUUACGGGCUUACAAUACUAGAGGUGGUGAAUUGUUGGACAUACCAUUAUUCAGACACAAACAUGACCUACAAAGAGGCAGAGUUAUGGUGCAAAAAGAGGUAUACUAACAUGGUUGCCAUUCAAAAUAAGGAUGAAAUCAACCAUCUUAAUGACUUCUUACCCUUCAAUCCGAGUUACUACUGGAUUGGUAUCAGAAAAAUUAAUGGUACAUGGAUCUGGGUCGGAACAAACAAAGAACUGACAGAUGAAGCAGAAAAUUGGGCUUCAGGUGAACCAAAUGGCAAAGGGAACAACGAGGACUGUGUUGAAAUCUACAUCAAAAGAGGGAAGGAUGACGGCAAAUGGAAUGAUGAGAAGUGUGAGAAAAAAAAGGUUGCCUUGUGCUAUACAGCUUCUUGCAAUCCAUCUUUCUGCAGUGGCCGUGGAGAAUGCAUAGAGACUAUUAACAAUCACACCUGCCAGUGUAACCCUGGAUUCUAUGGGCCAGAUUGUGAAUUUGUUAAGACUUGUGAUCCACUAAAGAAACCUGAUCACGGAAGCCUUGAGUGCAACCACCCGUUGGAGGACUUCAGCUACAACUCGUCAUGCACAGCUCAAUGUGAAGAAGGCUAUGAGCUGAAUGGACUGGAGUCAGUAUAUUGUACGUCUUCUGGAAACUGGUCCGACACACUUGCAUCAUGCAAAGCUGUGACCUGCCCUGCUUUACAAAUGCCCACUCAUGGCUCUCUGAACUGCUCCCAUCCCUCUGGAGAGCUUACCUGGGUACCACCUGUGAGUUCACCUGUGAGGAAGGAUUUGCUCUGACAGGAC